Molecule: messenger RNA, 4034 nt
Organism: Rhagoletis zephyria (snowberry fruit fly)
Lineage: Eukaryota; Metazoa; Arthropoda; Insecta; Diptera; Tephritidae
Gene: Ork1
Product: open rectifier K[+] channel 1
Biological process (GO): potassium ion transmembrane transport; stabilization of membrane potential
Cellular component (GO): plasma membrane
Molecular function (GO): potassium ion leak channel activity; outward rectifier potassium channel activity
Source: RefSeq, a predicted model, not a curated record
GUAUUCCAAACUUUUCAACACCUUGAAAUCAUCGAAUCGCGCUCCUAAUUAUCAUCGUUAUUAUCAUCGAAAUUAUCAUCAUGCUAAAGAGCUUAAGAGCGAAGGCCAUCAUCGUCAGGAGCAGCAGCAGCAAAAGGAUUGUGUCAGCAGCGUAAUGUCGCCGCGCCGCUGGAUUUUAUUGCUCAUCUUUUACAUAGCGUAUUUGAUGUUCGGCGCCAGCAUCUACUAUCACAUAGAGCAUGGCCUCGAGAAGCAAAAUCGUGCAACAGAGCUGCGUGAACGUAUUGAAAUGAAUGAAUACCUCGUUGGUGAGCUAGACGGCAAGAAUGAAAGCACGAUCAAUGAGAUACUUGAAAAUAUAUCGGAUUAUUGUGGCAAACAAGUUACCAACUUAACAGCGGAUGAAUUUGAACCACCCUAUACAUGGACAUUUUAUCAUGCGCUGUUCUUUGCCUUUACUGUCUGUUCGACAGUGGGUUAUGGCAAUAUUUAUCCUACCACAUUUGCGGGCCGCUUAAUAAUGAUAUUUUACUCAAUCAUCGGUAUACCGGUGAAUGGAAUACUCUUUGCGGGGCUGGGUGAUUACUUUGGCAGAACGUUCGAAAUGAUUUACCGUCGCUAUAAGAGUUAUAAAAUGUCACGCGAUAAACAUUAUGUGCCACCGCAGUUGGGCUUAGUCACCGCCAUACUUAUUGCCCUAAUACCAGGCAUUGCUAUUUUCAUACUCCUGCCAGCGCUUGUGUUUACAUACUUCGAGGAAUGGUCCUAUUCCAUUUCGAUUUAUUUUGCCUAUGUAACUACAACAACCAUUGGUUUUGGUGAUUAUGUGCCGACUUUUGGUGCAGAUCAGCCUAGCAAAUUCGGCGGCUGGUUUGUGGUCUAUGAGAUAUUUGUCAUAUUCUGGUUUAUAUUCGCCUUAGGCUAUUUGGUUAUGAUUAUGGGCUUUAUAACGAGAGGUUUACAAAGUAAGAAGCUAAGACGUUUAGAACAACAACUCUCCACAAAUAUAAAAACAACACAAAAUCGUAUUUGGACGGGAGUUACGAAAGACGUGGGACACUUGCGAAGGAUUUUGAAUGAGCUGUAUAUAAUGAGAGUGAAGCCUGUUUACACCGAACCGGAUACAAGUCAGCAGCUGUAUCGCUCCAACUCCGCCCCAGAGCUAACCAUGUAUCGCGCCGAACCGCCACCGGAGUUCCCACGCAAGCGGGCAUUCUCCGAGAGCUACGAUGUGGUCGAGGCACGCGGCAUGCUCGAACCUGUGCACGCUUCUUCUGAUACAGAGCUGGACAAGUUAGACAAACAGAAGUCCUUCCAAGACGCCGACGCGUUCCUGCAGACCUCGGAACUAUUAGCCAAGGUGGUCAAUGCGCUGGGCGCCGUACGCGUACCACCGCAGGAGGAAGACGAUGCCAGCAUUUUUGGUGGUUACCAUGGAUUCUCUGAUUCGCAAAUACUCGCCAGUGAGUGGUCUUAUCCGAGCGCUAACGACAUUCCUAAACCACGCGGACGUGCAAACUCUGACUACAACUUCGAGCCGCCAUGGCGUCAACGUCGCCCCACUGCACUGCCCAAUGAAUGGACCUGGAGCGGCGACAAUGACCGCAUACAAGAGGCCAUCAACAGCCGCUACAAGCAAGGUGACAGCGAGGAUUUGUAUCGCUCCAGUUUUGGUCUACCGCCACGCGAUUACGUUGUGAACAUGGAAGAGGAGGAGCCACAGAAGUCGCGCGUCAAAAAGUUCUCUAUGCCAGAUGGCCUGCGCAAGUUGUUCCCCUCGAAGAAACGCUCCUCGCAGGAGCGCAUAACGGCGCAAGAUCCUAGCACGGAUAUAUCAAUGCCAAAUGGCUCGCGCCGCUUUUCGAUUAGAAGCGUACCAGAGUCGGCACGUCGUACACCACCGCUGGAUUACUACAGCACGGUGGCGGCGGAUACGCAACCACCCUACUACGCCAAUGGCAAGCCUGUGCUGCCUGCACUACCAGUCAGUUAUCCUUCGGAUAGCAGUCUAACCGCAAAACAACCAGCCGGCGCGCUGAAUGGUGGUGGUGGGCGCAAGCGGCGUGAAUCCAUAUUCACGCAAAACCCGGCUUCGGGCGCACGCCGUGGCAGUCUGUUCCCCACCUCGAAUGCCGCCGGACUCACCCAACGCCGCAGCAGCUUCUUUAGCACCGCUGGACCACAGUCGCGGCGCGGCAGUCUGUUCCCGGCCAAUGGCGGACGCGGCGCCGGUGGCAACGAUCGCCGCCCCAGCCUUUUCUCGGUCGCCUCAGAAGAGGAGCGUGAAGUGUUGGAGAAUACGACAAUUGCUGAUUUGAUACGCGCGCUAGAGGCAAUGCAUACAGCGACCGUGUUGGAGGAAACCGCCGAUAGUCCACCCGUUAUAACAGCAAACGACAUGGGUGGCAUCUUCGGCAGUGAGAAUAAGAAACGCAAAGUGGGCAACGCUGGCCUCGAUCUGCCUGACGUGCCACCACUGUUCUCCCUAUUGGGUGGCGACAACAAGCGCGCCAUGAACGCGGCUGCCGCAAACCGUAUGUACGCGCGUCGUUCCACUGUCGUCGGAGCGCUGCCCAUCUCCUCAUUCAACAACACACCCUCGGGCUCGACCACCGGCCUCGCACAGUCCUCGGGUCCAACCAGCGUUCUCACGCGCCGCCGCAAGUCAUCAGCUGUACAACAAAUUCCCGAGCCACCACCCAGCUACAGUGAGCGCGACACCAAUGCGCCACCAAAUGGUGGCAACGCCUCAACGCCAAGUAACAAGUUCAAGCGCCGCUUCAGCGUGCGUCCAACCGCGUUGCAAAUACCGCCCGGCAAAGCGCCGCCACCAGGCGCGAAUGUGAAUAGCGCGCUACCACAACAAACUAUACCGACCGCACCCGCGCUGUCGCCAGCUUCUUCUCAAAGUGUACUGCAACGUCGUCUAUCGCUGCGUCCCUCGCCGCUGGCACGCGAACUCAAUAUAUCAACAACACCAUCGUCGACCAGCAGUUCAGGCGAUCCGAGUCCAACCAGCCCGACGGGCAGUGCUGGCACAGUGUCGAGCACUACGCGCCUGCUGUCCAGCAGCACCUCAGCGACCGCAUCACCGGUUGUCCCCACCGGCGCUGCGGCGCGCCCGCCCACAACGGGUAGCACACACUCGCCGCUCUCACGAAUUGUGCAGAUUACGCAGGCGCAGCGGAAGAGCAGCAAGCCUGAAGGAUUUCCGCUAGAGCGCACAUCAAAGCCAGAUGAAUCCUAGUGAUGCGGGACGAAGCGUUGAAGCUUUGUAUUUAAUUUAAAGGACUAGGAUAAGUUGAAAAGUGCCUAUUUAUGUACAUACGAUGAUAACUCCUUGGUUGUGCGCUUGUCAGCCGCACUGUCUGAGGAGUGCAACCUCGAACGGUAUGCCAUAGGAUUGCCACAGUUUCUGUUUGAGUCAACUGACAUUAUUAGUGUUAUUUAUGUCCUCAGCUAUAUUUUAUACAUAAACUUGAACUUUUCAAUCUAAUUUAUUGGAAAUUAUUAGCCCGUAUGUAGUCACUGAGGGGGUCUAGUGAACCAAGUGUGCUAUACUUUAAACGAAAAAUGAACUUUUGAAGCAUUCCAACCUAGUAUAAUUAAAAAUUAUUAGCACUUAGGUGGUCACCGAAGGGUUCAUAGGACCAAGUGCGCUGAUUUUAAGCAUUUUAAUCUAGUCUAGUAUAAAUUAUUAACCCUUAAGUGUCUACCCAAAGGCACAUUGUUGCAGGUGCCUUAAAUUUUAAACAGAAAAAUUCUUUAUAUUUUGGAACAUUCCGUCUUAAAUUAGUAAAAAUAAUAAAAACUUAGUUCGUAGCUAAUUGCUAUAUUAGACCAAGUGUACCACAUUUUAAAUGAAAAAAGACCUUGUUAAAGCAUUCUAGCCUUAAAAAUUAUUAACGCUUAGGUGACCACUUAGGGGCCUAAGGGCGCAAGCUCUACCAAAGUGCUACUACCCGAAAUUGCCAAAAAAUAAUUAUUGUGAUAAGUUUAGUAUUAACAUAAAGCAAUAAAUAAUAAAUUUUAAA